Molecule: messenger RNA, 717 nt
Organism: Microdochium trichocladiopsis
Lineage: Eukaryota; Fungi; Ascomycota; Sordariomycetes; Xylariales; Microdochiaceae
Exons: 3
Coding region: 1-717 (238 amino acids)
Source: RefSeq, a predicted model, not a curated record
AUGUUUCUCGCGAGCAGUGCGGUCAAUGUCCUUGCUCUUGUGCCGUCGCCAACGCCGCAAGGUAAUGCUUGCCCAGCAUCCUAUUGCUCUGUGGAGUCGCAGUUCCAUCCCAUCAUGCUCCAGGGGAUAACAUGUGACGACUGGACAAUGGGCGGCAACGUUCCUGAUUGGGCUGCACAACAAUCCGGGUGGUUUCCUGUGAUCAACACGACUAGCAUAGAGAUGCUUGCGCGCUACGCAUCCAACCGGCCGCAGUCGCCGCAGUGGGAUAAAGGACAUGACCUGAUCGACGCGCUGGAUAGAGUGGAGCGCCUUAGUAAGGACUCGUUGUUAUCCUGGAAUGGUAUCCUCUAUGCAGCGCUGACGGAAUUCUGGCGUACUUACCGGAUACCGCUGGCUGUGCGUGUUGGUGAACUUGUGGAAAAUCGGAGAGACUCGCUACUGACCUCGUCUGAGGCUCUAGAGAUGAGCGAAUACUUGUAUUUCCAGGGAAUGGGCUCAUCCUAUGUUCCAUGGAUGAAUGAGACAGACCACAAGUUCGUCACGGUUACCAAUACAAACAACGGCGGUGUCAAGAAGCUCCCCAGUGGCUUGGAUCCAACCAGUGUCUCGUUCGUUAGCAAGACCCGAACAUCCAGCUCUCUCAGCGAAGGGAACUUCGAACGAGCCAACGAUCAUUCUGAAAGACUCUGGAUCUUGAAUGCCAGUGCAUGCUGA